This is a messenger RNA of Phyllotreta striolata, 2188 nucleotides long. NCBI's taxonomy places the organism in Eukaryota, Metazoa, Arthropoda, Insecta, Coleoptera, Chrysomelidae. The record is from the annotation of a GenBank genome assembly.
CGCGAACCUACCAACCUACCUCCCUUAUCGCCUGCCCUGCGCUCAGUCCGCGCUAGUCCGUCGUUCGUAUUGAUCGGCUGGACAAAGGAAACUGACCACCGGUUUAGAUUCACAAGAAACUAUUCCUUACUAACUGUUCGUCCUGUGCGGUAUGUGCCCCUAACGUGUAAUUAAUCGGAAAUAAAUCGCAGUGUCGACGCGCGAAAAAAUUCGUAUUAUCGCCGGUUGCAGCGCGUGCGUUUAAAGUUUUCGUUGCCCCCCCGUUCGGUUCGGCUGUUCUGUGUGUGCAUUCGUCAAAACUUUGCGGCAACUUUAUAUUUGUUUCAGAGAAAACUUUUCACUUUAUGACUUUUUCGAACUGCGCACUCAAUCGGACAGUUUUCAUUGGCGUACGACCACGUGCCUCAUUGUUGUGAUAUUUGUAACGAUGUCGGCGAAGGCUACCAAACGGCCUUUGCGAUCUAUGACCGCCCACGAAAAAUUGGACGCUAUUCGGCGGGUGCACGACGGCGAAAGUAAGGCGUCCGUCGCUCGGGACAUCGGCGUUCCCGAAUCGACGUUGAGAGGUUGGUGCAAAAACGAGGAUAAAAUCUCCUAUUUAUCGAGGCAAUCCAGCCCGGAGACCGACGAAUCCUUGGACUAUCCGUCGCAGAUAUCGAAAAAAAUCAAAAUCAUCGACGACGUCCAGCAUCCGGAGCCGUUCAAUUUGAGUAUGAAAACGACGCCGAAUAAUUGCUCGUCGUACGAAGACUCCAAUAAGUUGCCCUUACCAUCUGCCGCUAAUACCGAUUCUUCGACGCCGAAAUCAAUCAACUCGCUCUCGGAAAGAGAAAGGAACAGGGCCGAAUUGGCGAGAUUGAGCGUCGAAUUGGGCCUCAACAGGCCCGAGAGAUUCCUACCUAAUUUAACCAAUUCAUUGAGCUUAACUGAUUUUAGUACAAAUAUAUCUCUAUUGGCGCAAUGGAACGCGCUGUUGGCUCAACAACAACAGCUCAAAGCGUUGCAAACGAACAACAAAUCCACCAAACACACCGAGGUGUCCUCGUCCAAUUCAGUAUUAUCUUCCAUUGAGCAAGCUCAACUCCAAGAGCAAUCUCAACUCAAUCUACCGAAAAUGCAGGAAUCCGUAUGGUAUUGGUUGAAAUCGCAACAAUCAGUAUUAAACGUCAAUCCCGCGAUACCAACGACCUCGUCCACUUCGAACGGUGUAUCGUCAAAUCCUCUGCCUUCCAGCAGCACCAUCACCCCCACGGACCAGAGUUCGUGGUUCUGGAAAUGGUACAAACAAAUCGCCUACAAAGAACAAGAAACCAACAACAUCCUCUACCAGCAGCUGACCAAAGAAAUGGCGCAAAAUAAGGAGCAAACCGCGCCGGCGGCGACGUCGCCGCUUCCGGACCUUUUGCACCAGCAGAACGCCGAGAACCUGACGACGGCGAGGGAGCCGGAGGAGGCGCAAAAGGAGAACGACAAAUCAGCCGUGAAAGUUCGAUCGGUUUUGGACAAUUUGCUGUUCAACAACAACAACAACGACAAUUCGACGACGGACAAACGGCAGGCCAUCGACGAAGACGACGGUCUCAGCCAAAGCGAGGCCGUCGAACACGGCGAGAAGUUCCUCAAGUGGCUGGAAUCGUGCAGUGAUCCAUCGGUGACGGCCGUUCAAAUUAUGCAAUUCAAGACGCUUUUAAAUAACGUGAAAACCGGCGCCGACAGGAAAAACAGCGACAACCAGAACAAAGCAAAAGUGAAAAGAAAGUGAAACAAGGCUGUAUUUUAGCUCUAAACCAAAUUAUGUGUUGAUGAAUCGUUAUAAUGCAAAAGUGAAGCCGGUGGGUAAUUCGUAUUAAAUAAACAAACCGCGGAGAUUUUUUUAAAAAUAUUUUGUAUACUCGAGACGAUUGUGCGAAAUCAAAGAGGUAAGCCGCCGAUGCUGUUGUUAAAGGUAUAAUUACUUCAUUGAAAUCUUCCAAAAGUAAUGGUGCGGAAGUAAUUACCAGGAUAAUUUUCAUAGGAAUUAUUUGUUUGUCGUUAAUUCGAAUUCGUCUAGCUCGAGCUAAUAACUAUCAUUCGAUUACAAACAUUAUAAAUAAAGUUAAAAUUUGUACAAAAAAUAGUUGUUGAAAAUUACUUUAAAUAUUAUUUUUCUAUAUACAUCGUUAUUUUGGAACAUUUUUAAUUAAUUCUU